GCUUUUUCCAAACAUAAAGAGGAAGACCGUAAAAAUAAUAGCUGUACAGUACUGUAUUUAUGCCGUGCCGCAGUUGAUAGUUACAUUUAUACAGUUUGUUAUAUUUGCUUAAAUUUAAUUUGUUUCGAGUUUUAAAGCGCAUGUUUUAAUUGUGUCAUGAGUAUGCAGCCAUCAGUUUUAAGCUAACCGAUCUUAAGCUAACCUUUCCGCUUGCUAGCUGGAUAAACUUAGCCCAACUGCUUGUAGAGGCUGAAGCCUGCUGGAGGCUCGAGGGACGAUGGCAGACCCUGCACGGAUAAAGUCCGAGGAGUCACCGGUGAAACCAGCCUCUGAUGUAAAUGAGGAGCAUCAUGUCAAGACAGAACAGCCCGAAAACGUAACUGACCCAGAAAAACCUGCAGAAGAAAGCAAAGAGUCGAGCACGCAAGAUCAGCCCAAAGCAGCUCCUGAAACAGCCGAAGGAGACGAUGAGGAGGAGGGCACCUCCGGUCAGCCUUCCUCUAAAAGACUGAAGGUGGAGCCGGAGAAGAAGAAGGAGAAGCGCCACAAGGUUGAUGAGGACGAGAUACAAAAGAUGCAGGUUUUGGUGUCGUCCUUCUCAGAAGAGCAGCUGAAUCGUUAUGAGAUGUACAGACGCUCUGCCUUUCCAAAGGCUGCCAUUAAAAGGCUGAUCCAGUCCAUAACAGGUUCAUCAGUGUCCCAAAAUGUGGUUAUUGCGAUGUCUGGUAUCGCCAAGGUUUUUGUUGGGGAAAUAGUUGAGGAAGCUCUGGACGUUUGUGAGAAGUGGGGAGACACACCACCGCUACAGCCCAAACACAUGAGGGAGGCAGUGAGGAGGCUGAAGACCAGAGAUCGGAUCCCAAACUCAAAAUAUAAACAAAUCGUGUUCCACUGAGGACGAAGUGAUCCACGUGGAAACUCACAUGAAGCAGCUCUUCUGUGCUCCCACCAUCUUACUUUACUUUUACCCGGCGGAUUUUAAAUCUCCAAGAGCAGUCGAGGAAACUGUGACUUAAAGGCAGCAGGUGAAAUGUUAAAUAAUGUAAAUACAAAGUGUUUAAAUCUGGUCUCAUUUACCCCAAGUGUUGUUUUCUACAGUAAUGUAACGUGGUUAUCAGAUUUGUUUUUACUAAACUGGUUCUUUAAAAUUAAACUGGACUCUGAGGCUGGUUCAAGUUAAAAUACUGCAAUAAAAAGACAAAGCCAGGAUGUGUUGAGCAUUUUAUUUUCUAACUUAACAAGCUUUGGUUCACAGAACCAGUUUACAUUAGUGCUAAUGAAGUGAUAACGCUACAAAAUGUAAUGUUCCACAACUGACAAAAAAAAUAAAAAUACUGUCCAACUA
Molecule: messenger RNA, 1345 nt
Organism: Nematolebias whitei (Rio pearlfish)
Lineage: Eukaryota; Metazoa; Chordata; Actinopteri; Cyprinodontiformes; Rivulidae
Gene: taf11
Product: TAF11 RNA polymerase II, TATA box binding protein (TBP)-associated factor
Exons: 6
Coding region: 278-895 (205 amino acids)
Biological process (GO): transcription initiation at RNA polymerase II promoter; RNA polymerase II preinitiation complex assembly
Cellular component (GO): nucleus; transcription factor TFIID complex
Molecular function (GO): transcription coactivator activity; protein heterodimerization activity
Source: RefSeq, a predicted model, not a curated record